CAAUCUAAUAUCUAGAGACACUAUCACCAAAAUGAAGAUCGCCGCUCUUGCGCUGUCUUGCGUCUCGCUCCUGAUUAUUGCGGAUUUUAGUGAUGGACAAGGACAGAUAUAUUGCGGAAGAAGAUUGGCGGAAACGCUGGCGUACCUUUGCGACAACCCUCUUAUUAAUAGACCAGGUCUCAUAAAACGCACAAACUACAACGCAAUAAUGUCCAACGACUUCUGGCCGUGGAUCGCGCGUCACAACGCGAAAGGCAUGAGGAACAAGCGACAAACGGUCACCUCUGAAUGCUGCGACAAGCCGUGCACUUUGAACGAACUUUUGACUUAUUGUUCUUAUUAAUUGGAAGGCUUUUAAACGGGUUAAUUGCUCAUAAUAAGCGUUAUUUUGAUAGAGAACAUGAGGAACGAGCAAGAUACAGUCUCCUCUGAAUGCUACGACAAGCCAUGCACUUUGAACGAACUUUUGUCGUAUUCUCCCUAUUAAUUUUUGAAGACUUAAAUUGUGUAUCAGAAAUAUGACAUUAUUUGUAUUAAUCUGUGUGAAAUAAGUUAUAAGAAUUUGUAAUACUUUACUGAAUUACAUGAAGGAAUUGGUUGAUAUUAUUUGUAAGAAAUAAUGCAUAAAAAG
Colias croceus (clouded yellow) is the source of this 631-nucleotide messenger RNA. Its product is annotated as bombyxin A-3 homolog. The coding region runs from base 32 to 343 and encodes 103 amino acids. The transcript has 2 exons. Gene Ontology annotation, molecular function: hormone activity. Gene Ontology annotation, cellular component: extracellular region. The record is from RefSeq and is a predicted model, not a curated record. Lineage: Eukaryota; Metazoa; Arthropoda; Insecta; Lepidoptera; Pieridae.